CUUUAUGCUGUUCAGGUUUCUGUCCUGUAUGGGCAGAGUUGAGCAGCCAAACCCAUCCCAGUCUCAGUCAUGUCUCAGUCAUGUUUAAGUGGCAGGUUUCUACAAAUGCACUUUUACAUUUAGUUAUGCCUGCCAUAUCCUCAUCAAAAGCUGACACCAUUUCAGCUGCUUCGUCUAGCAAUGACUAUGAGCUGUUUAAUGCAUCUGACGCUGAUCAUUCCUGCCUGCAGCCACAGUGAAAUGUAUUCACCAAUCACUGUUUUAUUUACUCCCAAAGCAUUUUGCCAGAGGCAUUCAGUAGGCAGAGCAUCUUUUUUUUCUCUUGAUAUUAGAAAUUAUGUUAAAUACAUGCGAGUUAAUAUCUUUUUAAAUCCAUUUGCCUUAACUUUCUAGAGAUUUACUUCAGAGUUGGAGAAGAGUGUUUGCAGGUGAGCCUGAUUGGAUUCAGCUAGUAGUGACAGAUGCAGUUCAUUUGGGGGUGGGAAGGUGAAUGGUGAAGAGAGGAUAAAAGGCUUUGGAAGCCACUGUAGAGUCCUUUCUGUUAGGGAAACUUUCCAGUCUUCUGUCUUAGUGACUGCCUGUUGUUUUUCCUAUCUUAUUAUGCCCUCACCCAUUCCUCUUAAUUGUUUUCUUCCUUUGGAGUUUUCCUCAUCUGUGGAUUUGCGACCCUGCAGCAGCCCCUUAGUUAUCCCUGGUAAAGACAGCAAAAACUUUCUGGGUGAAACUGCUUCAGUCAGGACUCGCCGUUUGCCUCCACGCCUGGCCUGGUGCUCCAUUGACUGGGAUCAGCUCUGUCUCCUGCAGCCCCUCGGCUCUGGUGGCUUUGGUUCUGUCUACAAAGCUACUUACCAUGGUGCAACUGUGGCUGUGAAGCAGGUGAAGAACAGCAGCAAAAACCGACUGGCAUCACGACAGAGUUUCUGGGCUGAGCUGAACGUCGCCUGGUUACAGCAUGAUAACGUGGUACGUGUGGUGGCUGCCAGCACGUGUGCCCCAGCCAGCCAGAACAGCCUGGGCACCAUCAUUAUGGAGUACGUGGGCAACAUCACCCUGCACCAUGUAAUUUAUGGUACUAGCAACGCCUGGAGACAGGGUGAGGAUGAUGGAGGAUGUGGAAGAAAGACCUUGAGCAUGGAAGAGACUGUGUGCUACUCUUGUGACAUUAUGACUGGCUUAGACUUUCUUCACUCACAGGGCAUUGUGCACUUGGACCUGAAGCCUGCAAAUGUCUUUAUUACUGAGCAGGGAGCAUGCAAGAUUGGAGACUUCGGGUGCUCCCAGAAACUGGAGGAGGGCUUGUCCCAGAGUCUUCAUGUUUGCCAGCAAGGGGGCACUUACACACACCGUGCCCCUGAGCUCCUCAAGGGAGAGAGGGUCACUGCCAAAGCGGACAUCUACUCAUUUGCUAUCACCCUCUGGCAAAUCAUCAUGCGAGAGCAGCCCUACCAGGGUGAGCGGCAGCACGUGCUCUACGCUGUGGUAGCCUAUAAUUUACGCCCUUCGCUGGCUGCUGCCGUUUUCCACGAGUCACCGGUGGGCCAGAGACUCCAGAGCAUUAUUAGCUGCUGUUGGAAGGCCAACGUAGAGGAGCGCCCGAGUGCAGCCCAGCUGCUUCCCAGCCUCAGGGCCCUCAGGGAGAGCCUCUAGGAAAACUCGGAAUUCUUAC
Messenger RNA from Cuculus canorus (common cuckoo), 1666 nucleotides. RefSeq names its product MOS proto-oncogene, serine/threonine kinase (gene MOS). Gene Ontology annotation, molecular function: ATP binding; protein kinase activity. Gene Ontology annotation, biological process: protein phosphorylation. Lineage: Eukaryota; Metazoa; Chordata; Aves; Cuculiformes; Cuculidae. The transcript has a single exon. The record is from RefSeq and is a predicted model, not a curated record. The coding region runs from base 601 to 1647 and encodes 348 amino acids.